Zygosaccharomyces rouxii is the source of this 1155-nucleotide messenger RNA. It is a transcript of the gene CSG2, whose product is annotated as mannosylinositol phosphorylceramide synthase regulatory subunit. Gene Ontology annotation, biological process: intracellular calcium ion homeostasis. The record is from RefSeq and is a predicted model, not a curated record. Gene Ontology annotation, molecular function: enzyme regulator activity. NCBI's taxonomy places the organism in Eukaryota, Fungi, Ascomycota, Saccharomycetes, Saccharomycetales, Saccharomycetaceae. The transcript has a single exon. Gene Ontology annotation, cellular component: endoplasmic reticulum membrane. Bases 1 to 1155 code for a protein of 384 amino acids.
AUGGACACUAGGAUUUACUGGUUUGUGGCAGUCUUUAGUUACAUCAUACAGACCAAAUGUCUCUCACUAUUACAAUCGAGUGCAAGGGAUAGUGAGAGGCCUGGUAUCGACCACCAGGGGGUCGCAAUUUUCCUGUUGUUUAUGUAUUUUGUGCCUUGGUUGCUACUAGUACCUUCUGCUCGUCUGGUAUCAAUAGCGAGCUCCAUGACAGUUUCUAGACCGGGGACGCCAGAGUUGAGAGCCCGUGGUGAACGCAAUGGUAUUAUGGAUGGCGAAAACAAUAACAACAGUAAUAAUGGAAGAAGUUAUGACAGUUACGACAAUGGAGUUAAAAAUAAUGAUAUUAUCGGGAAAGUAAGUUAUGUGGUUAAACUAGUGAUUUUAUCAUUACUUCUACUGGUGCCAGUCCUUACUUAUAUGAAUGCACUGUCAUUGACACCAGCAUUUGAUGUGGGUCUUAUACAAAACACUUCAAUUUUUGAGAUCACUUCCUUAUUGUAUGGUGUAUGUGGAUUAUCUCGACGUAAGAAUGUGUUCCGUAAUUUUAUCGUUAUGAUGAUUGCAUUAAUGGGUAUCGUCUUGGUAUCUUACACGAAGGCUACCUGUGACCUUUUGGCAGGUAAAUUUUCUAUCAACCAAAAGACAGGUGAAUUAGAGGACCCAUUUCUUUUUGAUAGAUUGAAGAGUUGUUUACUUUGUGGGUUAGGUGCCCUCACGUUGGGUCCCUUUACAGUACUUUGGAACCGUUGGUUUAACUUUUCUGAUCGUAUUACGCUUUCUCAUCAGUGCCAGCACUUGACUUACAUUGCAUCGAUCUGUAUGGCUGUUUUAUUACCAUUCUUGCCAAGGGCUCUAUCGACUUUGGCAAAGGUUCCAACAAAUAAAGUAUUUUGGUUGGAGGCACUAGCUGCAUUCCUCUUUGGUACUCUACCUCAUGUUUUUUCACUCUCACUAAUUCAAAGACAAACACCUCCAUCGUAUUCGACAACAAUUAAUCUUGGUGCUAUCAUCUUCAUGGGUAUCUCUGACUGGAUCUGUGAGCCCACGCAGACGACCAUUGUGCGCUGGGAAGUCAUUGGAUACAUCAUGUUGAGUGUAGCAUGCGUAGUGCUGUCAAUUGCAUACUACGAGAAGAAGCAUUUAUCUCUACACUAA